CACAACCAUCAUUCAAAUAAUAUAUAGCUAUUUAAAGUCGUUGAGUUAAACGUUUUUGAGAAUAAUACUUAACGUUAAUAUCAAUUGAACGAAAACGAACAAAGAAACACUACUCACCUCAAGACGUGAUUAUAUGUUAAUAGCUUUAUAUUUCAUUGACGGUAAUUUCACAACCGACACACUGAACUUGCGCCAGAUGAGAAUAAUAUUCUUUCACCAACCAAACGUGUUGUACUAGUACUUGUGACAGAAUGAAGUAACUGAAAGAGCGACAAAAGAGCGCUUGCGCGAACUUCGGCUGACGAGUUGUCUCACGAUGUUAUUUCAUGAGAAAUUAACAUGUGUUGAAUUCUUUCCGUAUUAUGUUAAUAGUCCGAUCGCCGGCGAACUCACUCCGACAAAGUCGUUAAAAUGCAAGUGUUACAAUCGCACGAUGGUAUAUCGCGCCGCUUUGUGUCACACUUAUGUUGAAUUACGUAAUUUACGUUGGAGUUCGCGAUAGGCGAGACGGAAAUUACAUAAUUCGUGAUCGAUCGUUCGGAAAAAGGGAGAUGUAGGAAUUUUCACCGACUUUUUCGCGGUCAAAUGUGUCUCGAUGUUCGUAAAGAAAUGAUCAAUAUCGAGUCUCAAAAUUUUAGUCUUAAUCGGAUUCUUUUGCUUGCUGUAGGUUUAUGGCCUUAUCAGCGAACGAAAUUCGUUCGAUUCCGCGUCAUUUUAUUUUCCAGUAUCCUGAUGAGUUCUAUUAUAUUUCAGCUUACAGCGUUAAUCGCCGAACAACUCUCCGCUCAGCUUGUUAUUAAAGUUUCUGGUGCAGUGUUAUUUUUUUCUAUCUUUGUAAUUAAAUUCAACUCAUUUUGGAUUAAUCUUCAAAGUAUAAAGUGUUUAAUGGAGCAACUUCAGCGUAUCUGUGAUGAAUUGAAAGAUAAGAACGAGAUUGCUAUCUUAGAAAAAUAUGGGCGAGAUGCGAAACGUUAUACAAUUAAUAUUUUAUUGGUGACCGUAUGCAGUCUUGCCGUUAUUAUUGUCCAGCCAUUCUGGCCGUACAUUUAUAAUGUCCUACCGUUUAUGAACGGUUCUCGAUCAUGCUGUACCCUGCCGAUUGUAACUGAAUAUUUUAUCGAUCAAGAAAAAUAUUUCUACAUCAUUAUAUUACAUAUGGACGUAGCUUUUUGUAUAGGAGCGAUUGCAAUGAUAGGGACAGGAACAUGGCUAGUAGUAUCUCUUAAACAUGCCUGCAGUAUAUUCAAGAUUGCCAGUUACCGUAUCGAACUGGCGAUAAUAAAUAUUUUUUUCAAGAAUAAUAUGGUGGACGAGAUUACAAUUUAUAAAAGGAUAACUUACGCGGUAGACAUUCAUUGCAAAGCUAUGCAGUUCGCAAAAAAUGUAAUAACUAGUUUUGACAGUACAUUCUUUUUUUUAAUUGCGGUUGGUGUAGCUUCCUUAAGUUUUAAUCUUUUCCGUAUUUUUCAGAUAUUGUCGUCCGGAAACGAUAUGGAGGAAAUGAUAUUACGUCUUCUGUCAGGGAUUAUCAUUAUUACAUAUAUGUUUUUAGCCAACUAUGCCGGCCAGGAAAUUACUGAUCAUAAUAAUCACGUAUAUUUUACAGCGUACAACGUUUGCUGGUACAUAACACCUUUACAUGUGCAGAAACUGAUAUUAUUUCUGUUGCAAAGGGGCAGUAAAACGUUCAGUCUGACCGUAGGAGGCUUGUUUACAGCAUCCUUGGAGUGUUUUGCUUCGUUGGCGGGUGCGUCGGUAUCAUACUUUACUGUUAUGUAUUCCACGCAACAAUGAUACAUCCAUCAUUCAAUAGUACAUUGGAAUACAGUAAGGUAAAUCUGUAAAAAAUUCUUAGUGUUUUUAUCUAGAAGCAACCGUUGAAUAAACUUUUGCGUGAUAUAUUUCAAUGUCGCUAAGUUAUUAACAUUAUGAUUAACAUAUUAACAUAUUGAUUAUUUAAUGGAUAUUUCUGGCGCAGAAAUAUUAUGAAAAUCUUAAUAAUAUCCAGUAUUUACCGAAUUAAAUUUUGAAUUUUUAGUAAAUUUAAGUACUUGCGUAUGCAUACACAAAUUAUUUAUAGUGCUUAGCCUCAGUAUUAUUUUAAUAGUGCGAAUGUUAUUUAUGAAUUGUAUCUGUAAUGAAUUAAUAAUGAAUUGAACGAAUCUUGCAUGAAUAAAGUGGCCCCAUCAGUAAUAUUA
Messenger RNA from Harpegnathos saltator (Jerdon's jumping ant), 2198 nucleotides. RefSeq names its product odorant receptor 67b-like. Gene Ontology annotation, biological process: sensory perception of smell; detection of chemical stimulus involved in sensory perception of smell. The record is from RefSeq and is a predicted model, not a curated record. Gene Ontology annotation, molecular function: olfactory receptor activity; odorant binding. Bases 586 to 1794 code for a protein of 402 amino acids. The transcript is spliced from 9 exons. NCBI's taxonomy places the organism in Eukaryota, Metazoa, Arthropoda, Insecta, Hymenoptera, Formicidae. Gene Ontology annotation, cellular component: plasma membrane.